Brassica rapa (field mustard) is the source of this 2573-nucleotide messenger RNA. RefSeq lists its product as uncharacterized. The record is from RefSeq and is a predicted model, not a curated record. Lineage: Eukaryota; Viridiplantae; Streptophyta; Magnoliopsida; Brassicales; Brassicaceae.
UAGAAUUCUAAGAAGGUAUAGGAUUGUUGGCUGGUGAAGGUCGUUUGAUCUAAUCAGAGCCGUACAAAUGUAGCAAACGUGGCUUUAUAAUAAUGAAGCCACGUAAAGCUGACGUGGUAGUGGUCGACGUAUCUUCUUAUCAUUUCCUCGAACAGAAGAGACAAGAACCGAUUGGGAAAGAUUCUUACCGUCCCGCUCUCUCCUCUUCUUUUGUCUGAUAGACCCCAAAUCAAGGCAGAAUAUCCAGAAAGAAAAAAAAAAGAGCUCAAAAACCCUAAAGUCUGAAUAAUAAUUAUAGAAACGAAACGACUAUAGAUUCUAGAAGAACGAUCUGAAGCUUGAAGUUAGCUCAUUUCUAGGUGUUUAGACAAAACUGGGUGAGGAAAUCUUGCAAGUAUGUCGAGCAAAACACCACGGGAUGUCCUAGAAGGUCUGGUUAAAGAUACCUCGCUCAAAUGGUUGCUUGGGAAGCAAACUUCUCUGGAUGAUGAAAUCGAGGAGAUUGAGAAUUCUCCUUCCGCUGGAUCGAACUGGAUACCUGAGCUUUCUCCAGUGGCAAACGUGGUUAUCCGCAGGUGUUCAAAAAUACUUGGCGUCUCUGUAAACGAGUUGCAAGAUAGUUUCAAACAAGAGGCGUCUGGAUCUGUGAAGCAGCCGUCAAUGUUUCCGCGGAACUUUCUAGAGUACUGCUGUUUCAGGGCACUUGCUCUCUCUGUGGGAGUGACAGGUCAUCUAAGUGAUAAGACGUUUCGGCGUUUAACUUUCGACAUGAUGGUUGCUUGGGAGGUCCCUUCCGCUGCUAGGCAGUCAUUGCUCAGUGUUGAUGGGGAUCCAACCGUCGGUUUAGAAGCCUUUUCCCGGAUUGCUCCAGCUGUUCCGAUAAUAGCUGAUGUCAUCAUAUGCGAAAACUUGUUCCGGGUGCUGGCUUCUUCAUCAAAUGGUCUUCGGCUUCAUUUCUCUGUUUAUGACAAGUACUUGUAUGGACUUGAAAGAGCAAUAAAGAAGAUGAAGAGCCAGUCCGAGUCAUCUCUUCUUUCUUAUGUUCGAUCAAAAGGAGAAAAGAUUCUUGAGAUCGACGGGACAGUUACUACACAACCAGUUCUUGAACAUAUUGGAAUGUCUACAUGGCCAGGUCGCUUGAUUCUGACUGACCAUGCUCUCUAUUUUGAGGCUAUAAAGGUUGUCUCUUUCGACGCACCAAAGCGUUAUAGCUUAUCUGAAGAUCUGAAACAAGUCAUUAAACCCGAACUAACCGGUCCUUGGGGGACUCGGCUUUUCGAUAAGGCAGUCUCUUACAAAUCUACUUCCCUACCAGAACCAGUAGUGAUGGAGUUCCCGGAGCUCAAGGGCCACACACGAAGAGAUUACUGGCUCGCCAUAAUCAGAGAGGUGUUGUAUGUUCACCGGUACAUGAACAAGUUCAAGAUCGUCACAGGUGUGGCAAAAGAUGAAUCCAUCUCAAAAGCAGUGCUUGGCAUUUUACGCGUGCAAGCCAUUCAAGAACUCGGUUUAACAAACCCAGUGCGUUACGAGAACCUUCUCCCCUUCAAUCUCUGUGAUCAGCUUCCUGGUGGAGAUCAUAUUCUUCAGACGCUUGCAGAGAUGUCGAGCUCCAGAGUGCUUGACCGGACAAACAAAGCCAAAGAAGGGACACUCUACUCUAUCUCGGCCUCGGAUAUGGUUUCGCAAUUGGGUUUGGUGUUUGGAACAAGCCCAAGGAGUAGUAGUCUUGUGGUAGGUGAAGUUGUGGUUGGAGAUGUGAAUCCAUUGGAGAAAGCAGUUAAGCAAUCAAGAAAGAACUAUGAGAAAGUAGUUUUAGCGCAAGAGACGGUUAAUGGAGUCAAAGUUGAUGGAAUCGACACCAAUUUAGCUGUGAUGAAGGAGUUGCUACUUCCAGUAAUGGAAAUGGGGAACUGGCUUUUGUCGUUAGCGUAUUGGGACGAUCCAUUGAAGUCUUUUGUCUUCUGUCUCUUCUCAACGUUCAUAAUUUACAGGGGAUGGGUUGGCUAUGUUUUCGCGUUUGCGUCUCUCUUCAUAGCGGGUUUCAUACUUCUCACAAGAUGUUUCAGCAAAAGAGAGAAAGUAAUGAUCGAGCUGAAAGUUAUGGCGCCUCCUCCUAUGAACACCAUGGAACAGCUUUUAGCAGUUCAAAACGCUAUUUCCCAGCUAGAACAGUUAGUCCAGGAUGCAAACAUUGUUCUCCUCAAGCUCCGAGCUUUACUACUCUCUCUUUUCCCACAGGCAAGUGAGAAGUUUGCGGUUGCUAUAGUGGUCGCUACGACUAUGAUGGUACUGUUGUCUUGGAACAGCUUAAUCAUGGUGGUGUUUCUUGAGCUGUUCACAAGAUAUUCACCUCCGCGGAGAGCAAGCACAGAGAGACUGAUGCGGCGGCUUAGAGAGUGGUGGUUCAGCAUUCCUGCCGCUCCUGUGAUUCUCGAACAACAGAACAAAGAUGAUAACAAGAAAACCAAGUAGACGAAUCAACUGUGUAGAAAAGUGUUUCGUUUAAUAGUGAUGUAAAUAUUAUAGAGAAAGUACUAAACAGUGGUAAAAUCAUCUUGCAAAAUUAACCA